Endocarpon pusillum Z07020 is the source of this 1410-nucleotide messenger RNA. RefSeq lists its product as uncharacterized. Gene Ontology annotation, molecular function: protein binding. The transcript is spliced from 4 exons. Bases 1 to 1410 code for a protein of 469 amino acids. The record is from RefSeq and is a predicted model, not a curated record. Lineage: Eukaryota; Fungi; Ascomycota; Eurotiomycetes; Verrucariales; Verrucariaceae.
AUGGAGUUCCAUCGAUCAACCCUUAUCAAUCCUCUAAACUGUCUUCCUGCCGAAAUUUCACUCAAGAUCUUCUUCUACUCGGCAACGUCAGAACCGCAAGCAUUGAUCAAUUUGUUACUGGUCAAUCAUCAGUUCUAUGAGUUCUGCAAGGCUCAUGAAGAGACUCUUGUUCGAGGAGUUUGCUAUCACACGGGGAAUCGGCUGGAUUGGUCGUUGGUACUGAAGGACAAUCCUACUUUUGGGGCGCUUUUGAAUCUAAAAAGGGAGACAACCGUCUUCAAAUCGAUCGAAAUGGAGUUACGCCGGCGAGACUCCGACAAGACAAUCCUCACACAUGGCAUAUUUGGCAAAAUCCGGAAUUCAACCAUUGACGGCCACCCUCUUUACCCGGGAUUUCUCUUGCUCCACCGUAUUGCCAAUUUGAGGGAGCAAAUAGAAAAGAAGAUUCUCAUUCAUAACCUCCCUUUGGAGUUUUGGGCAAUGUCCACGGUUUUCCAUGAGUACAUUCAACAAUUUAUCUCCCUUGCAACCAACGAAGUAUUGGCAACUCAUACAUAUGGCGAUCAUGGUAAUUCCAUAGACGGUUAUCUGUGGUCUGAAAUAAGGAGUUUCCUUGUCGAACUGAGCUUAUUAUGUCCGAGAGCGGCAAGAGACUUUCUUUUGCGGCCGGAGACUUCGCGCCAUUUCACGGAUCCUGCUGAGACCCAGCGCUGGGCUAGAGCCUUCGCAGCUAAGUACACCAAUAUCACGGAGGCCAACACGAUCAUUGAGUAUCACUUUCAAAGAGCAUCUAACAGGUCUUCAGAACGGGUAGAACCAGAGCGGCCUAUCUCAGAAUGUUUGAGACUAAUACCCGAUGCCCGAUUAGACAAUGCUACUAUAGACUUUGCUCGACAAGGGUUCUGUCAGCGACAUGUCGCGGAAGAUGUUCUCCAGUUCAGUGGUCUGAUAUCGGCGGCUGAGAAGGAGAACGCAGCUAACUCUCAGAAACUCCACAAGAACCCUUCAACGACAUUCCGAAAUCCAUCCCAACAUCGAUUCUCAUCAUCAAAACCGUCCUAUCUCGCAUUUCUCGGUCGCCUGUUUCCACAAAAAGGUGCGCUUACGUGUUCCGCACCUCCGCGUUGGCGGGCAGACAGCUUGGAGUUUGCUGGAAAGAUCGAGGACAGUCACAUAAGCUUUCCUACCAUGAGAAAGUCAAGCCCCGUAUCUGAACGGCAUGACGUUGUCUAUAACCGGCGCAAUCGCCGCGCGUCGUCUGGAUUAGGGUCCGCCAAUUCGACGCCAUCUCGACAGGAAAUCGAUCAUAGUUUUCUCCGAAUUGUAUCCGACAUCGAGAGGAUUCAGACUGGCGUUUCGGCGGCGUUUCAGUGGUUGCUAGAUACUGGAGGCUUUUCGUGGUCGGUAUAG